GAAUCCGGAAGUGGCCGUGGCAAGGCGGGCUGAGGCCUGGGCCGGGGCCGCAACGCGGGGCUCGGACAGCGGGGCCGCCGCCAUGAGCUGGAUUCCAUUCAAGAUUGGGCAGCCCAAGAAACAGAUUGUCCCCAAGACAGGGGACCCUGCAUUUCCCCACCAGUUCCUGUCUCAUCCUUUCCUCCUCCCCCUACCAGCUAUAUAUACAAGUGGAAAGAGACUUUGAAAGGGAAUAUGGAAAACUCCAGCAGCUGGAGGAUCAGACCAAAAAGCUGCAAAAGGACCUGAAAAAGAGCACUGAUGCCGAUCUGGCCAUGUCCAAAUCAGCUGUGAAGAUCUCUUCUGAUCUCCUCUCCAACCCACUUUGUGAGCAAGACCAGGAAUUUUUAAACAUGGUGACUGCACUAGAUACAGCCAUGAAACGGAUGGACGCCUUUAACCAGGAAAAGGUGAACCAGAUCCAAAAGACAGUGAUUGAGCCCUUAAAAAAGUUUGGUAGUGUCUUCCCCAGCCUCAACAUGGCAGUGAAGAGGCGGGAACAGGCCCUGCAGGACUACAAACGGCUGCAGUCCAAGGUGGAAAAGUAUGAAGAAAAGGAAAAGACGGGGCCAGUCCUGGCCAAACUCCACCAGGUACGAGAAGAGCUUCGACCUGUGAAGGACGACUUUGAAGCCAAAAACAGACAACUCCUGGAGGAGAUGCCUCGUUUCUACAGCAGUCGACUUGACUACUUCCAGCCAAGUUUUGAGUCACUGAUCCGGGCCCAGGUUGUAUACUACACUGAGAUGCACAAGAUCUUCAGGGACUUAACCCAACAGCUCGACCAACCUGGUCAUACAGAUGAGCAGAGGGAGCAGGAGAAUGAGACCAAGCUGAGCGAGCUCCGGGCCCUCUCCAUUGUGGCUGAUGACUGAACUCUACACAGAAUCCCCCCUGGGGCAGAGAUUCUCAUGCCAUAUAUACUCUCAGACCCAGUAAAGCCAACUCUAUGGUGAAGGGCAGUAGCUACUAUAAAAUUUUGCCAUGACCCAUUGGCAAAGGGAGCAGAAGCAGCAUCUGCUACCUUUCACUGGCCCUUAGACCAAAUGUAAUCCUCUUGUUGGAGAGCUACUCCCCCCUCACACCCUCAAGUUGCAGGUGGUCUCAUUUUAGUGCCGUGCCACAGAAUGUCCGGCUCCGCCAGAGAAAGGAACAGCCAUCAGGGCUUUUAUUUCCAAAAUAACUGGUCCAGCAUAGAACUGCUUCCUGCCUCAGCCUAGAGCAGUGAGUAACUUAGGUCCAUCAUCAGCAGGUAUAUAAGCAAGUUAGCUCAAACUGGGCCAGAACAUUAAAGUCUUGAAUUUGAAGUCAGGCAGAUGGUAGGCCAUCUAGCAUGCUGAUUUGCUUUAUUGUAUUGCCUCAGUACUCUAGCCUGGCUUCUGGUGGUGAACCUUUCACCUCAAGUCAUUUUCUCUGCGUUAAGAGAUAAGAAAUAACUUGAGAAGACAGACCAAAGCUGUUGCCUCAUCUGCCACAGCAAGGACAAAGGAACCUGCCCAGGCUUCUAAGUGUUAAGAAAAAGCUAGUCUGUCUUAUCUUCUUUCCAGUCUUCGUCCUGUGCCUCAGCCAAGUGAAGAAUUCUGAUUUUUCCACCAGAGGUAACUUUCUGAGGUCUGGGAACUAGUUUAAAAUGUAAAUUUAAUGCUGUUUUUCUAUUCACCUAUAACUCAGGAGCCCCAUGGAAAGGGCAAAAAGUCUGGGCUCCCCUGGCUUCAAUACUGGGGAUUUUAUUUUUUCAAGGAAACUUAAAAUAAAACCUACACGUAC
Molecule: messenger RNA, 1806 nt
Organism: Trichosurus vulpecula (common brushtail)
Lineage: Eukaryota; Metazoa; Chordata; Mammalia; Diprotodontia; Phalangeridae
Gene: BIN3
Product: bridging integrator 3
Exons: 10
Coding region: 315-914 (199 amino acids)
Biological process (GO): plasma membrane tubulation; actin cortical patch localization; endocytosis
Cellular component (GO): actin cortical patch; cytoplasm
Molecular function (GO): lipid binding; protein binding
Source: RefSeq, a predicted model, not a curated record